This is a messenger RNA of Cuscuta epithymum, 3999 nucleotides long. Lineage: Eukaryota; Viridiplantae; Streptophyta; Magnoliopsida; Solanales; Convolvulaceae. The record is from the annotation of a GenBank genome assembly.
AAUCUCAGAUCUGCCAUUAAAAGCGUUUAUUGCUUUCCCAUUCGCGUGCGCAGUGCGUGCGGGACACGCGCCUGCGCUGGAACAAUUCUGGUUGCUGAGCUCUUUCUUGCGCGUUGCAGGUGAUGGAGCCCUAGUCUGAAUUUGUUGUCUGGCAGUGGUGAAUAGCCCCAAAUGUGGUUGUUUGAGCUAUUCAUACCCACUUCAUUAAUGAGCUGCAAACCAAAGGUUGCGCAUCAAGUACCGAGGGAAGCUAUGAUAUCACUGAGAGCGUCGAAGACUGACUUUCCGGCGGAGGUUCUGAGGAAAUAAAGUUAUGGCCGGAAAAUGUGAAGGGCCGGCGAUCGGAAUCGACUUGGGAACGACGUACUCGAGCGUCGGAGUGUGGCGACACAACCGUGUAGAGAUUAUAGCGAAUGACCACGGGAACAAAAAGACGCCGUCCUGCCUGGCGUUCACGGACGCCGGCCUUCUCAUUGGCGAGGACGCUAAGAACACAGUCUCCCUGAACCCAAUUAACACUGUCGUUGGUACGCUCCUUUCCUUGGUGCUUAUAUUAGUUUUGUUUUACUUUAUCACAGCAAACAUUUCUACCAUAUUUAGCUAAUUUGAAGGUCUGGGGAUUUUAGGCUUUAUGCUGUAUUGAUUGAGAGAGUAACAGAAAAAGACUUGUUCCGUAUACUGCAUUGCUAUUGAUUCUGGCAGUUUCUUCAUGGAACCUAACUGUGAUUUCAAAUCUGCCUUAUUUGAAUUACUUUAGAUGCUAAGCGUUUGAUAGGGAGGAGAUUCAGCGAUCCCUUAGUACAGAGUGAUAUUAAGCUGUGGCCUUUCAAGGUGAUUGCCACACCUGGUGACAAACCUAGGAUAGUAGUCAAAUACAAGGGUGAGGAGAAGCAGUUUUCUGUCAGGGAAAUCACUUCCAUGGUUAUAACAAAGAUGAAGGAGAUUGCAGAGGCUUAUCUGGGAACCACAAUCAAGAAUGUGGUGAUCACUGUCCCUGCACACUUCAAUGACUCCCAAAGACGGGCCACUAAGAAUGCCGGAGUCAUCUCUGGCCUCAAUGUUAUGCGUAUCAUCAACGAACCCACCGCAGCUGCAAUUGCAUAUGGUUUGGAUAAGAAAGCAAGCAGCUCGGGCGAGAAGAACGUCCUCAUCUUCGACCUUGGCGGUGGUACUUUUGAUGUCUCUCUUAUCACGAUAGAAGAGUUAAUCUUUGAGGUCAAGGCCACUGCAGGUGACACUCAUUUGGGAGGUGAAGACUUCGACAACAGACUGGUGGACCACUUUGUUCAUGAGUUCAAGAGGAAACACGAGAAGGAUAUCAGUGGAAACCCUAGGGCAUUGAGGAGACUGAGGACAGCGUGUGAGAGGGCAAAGAGGAAUUUGUCCUGCGCUUCUCAGACCACCAUUGAACUUGAUUCUUUGUUUGAGGGUAUUGAUUUUUACCCAACCAUUACGAGGGCACAGUUUGAGGAGUUGAACAUGGAUUUGUUCAGGAAGUGUAUCGGAUCAGUUGAUAAGUGUCUGAGAGAUGCGAAGAUGCAUAAGAGGAAUGUCCAUGAUGUUGUCCUCGUGGGCGGAUCUACUAGGAUCCCCGUGAUUCAACAGUUGUUGCAGGAUUUCUUCACUGGGAAGGUAUUAUGCAAAAGCAUCAACCCUGAUGAAGCGGUUGCAUAUGGUGCCGCGGUGCAUGCUGCAAUGUUAGGCGGAGAAGGUGUCUGCGAGGUUCAAGAUUUGUGCGUGUUGGAUGUCACUCCACUGUCUCUAUGUGUGAAGAAGACUGGUGAUUUUCUGAAAGUUCUGAUCCCGGGGAACACAAUCGUCCCCAUCACUAAAGAGCAUAUUGUCCACACUAAGUCAGACAACCAGCGUGGCAUGCUGAUCCAGGUCUACGAGGGGGACAAGGCCAUGACAGAGGACAAAAAUUUAUUGGGCAAAUUCGUGCUGUCGGGCAUUCCACCAGCCCCAAAGGGUGUCGCACGGAUCUCUGUGCGCUUUGACUUUGAUGCUAACGGUAUUCUAAACAUCUCUGCAGAAGACAAAACGGAAGGACAUAUGGGUAAGAUCACCAUCAACAAAGUUAAGGGAAGGCUCUCCAUGGAUGAAAUGGACAGAAUGGCGACUCAUUCAAGUGCACAGCUUCGAGUGUCAAAACGUCCUAGACCAGAGGAGGCUGUCAAUUCCUCGGUACUCCAAGGUGAGGUAGAUAUCGAGGAGUUCACUAAGAGAUGGCUUCCCCCACAGGACCAGCAACUGUUAGGGACUCUCAAGCUCCCCACUUUAGAGGAAGGCGUAAUGCGCCGCUGCUUUGAGGCAUUGUUCCGCCGUUUUGUGGAAUUAUCUCAAAGGACCAAUCGGGAGAUGAACCUCCAGAAAAGGGUUGUUGACCUGGAGAGGGAAAACAAAGGCCUUUUAGACAAGAUGGAGGAGUACAAGAAGCAGAUGGAGAAGUGGAAUGAGAAGGCUCAGACCUCUUCCAUUGAGGCUGUGAGGGCCUUCAAAAUGUCCCAGGAGUAUGCCCAAGCCAUCAACAAAGCGGCGAAGGCUCGAAUGAAAGAAAUUGUAUUUGAGUGGCUAGAGACUGAAGAGGGCCGGGAGAAGAGCUCGGGACAAAGUCCACCUCCCACUCAUAACUGAUAUAAUAAUAUCUUACAACUAAACGGAAUACAUUAUUUAAUGCAAGAACUACCAGUUUAGACAGACGUGGAAAGAUGCGCAUGUGGCUCACAGUGAUUACCUUUGAUCAAAAGGUGAUGUCAUAUUUCGUGAAAUAUGAUCUUGUCAUGUUUGCAUCUUGUAAGACUAGUCUUUUUGUACCUGUAACUUGGUCCUUUAUGACACAUGCAUUUCUUGAGAGUAGUCUUUUUAUACCUAUUUCAUGGUCCUUUACCACCUAUUCAUUUUGCAAAACUAAUAUAUUUUACACGUAAGCAUUUCAUAAGUCUAGUCUUUUUGCCACAUAUGCAUCUUGUAUGACUAGUCUCUUAUCUUAUGUAUUUAUCCUUUUACUAUAUAAAUACUCCCUCCAUCCCAUAAAAUUCUUCCCGCUUGCCUCUUUGGGAUGUCCCAAAAAAAAUUCCCAUUUCCCUUUUUGAAAAGUUUUGUGUGGCUAACAUUCAUUUACCUUUUUCUUACUCAAUUACAACCAUACAUUUCCACUUUAUUUCCACUUUCUUAAACUCCGAUCCAAGUCAAACCAGCAAGAAUUUUAUGGGAUUGAGGGAGUAUAUAUAUAUUAAGCUGGAGAAUUUGGACAUUAUCUGCUUAAGAGGCAACUGAAAUUACAGUUUCUUUAUGACUUCACCAAAACCGGUAGCAUUUACUGAAACGACGAUGAUCUGUCUGAAUGUAAGAAUGUUAUUGAUUAUCAUAUCAUAUUGCAUCACAAACAACGGAUACCAUAUUUCCAUGAAUUUUAAGGCUUUUGUUUUACAAGGAAAGGGUGUGGUUUGCCUCAUUGCUGAAAGAAGCGUCACAGCUAUUGCUGAGGCGAUACCAUUCUUAACAUAAGCUGCCAGGGGAGAACCCAGAAGCUGAGAUGCAGCGUUCAGAGCUCCCAUGGUAGCACUAUAGAAAUUCGAACACUGAAAACUGCGGUUCAGAGAAGUUGUUUUGACAAUUUGGAAGCACCUGCGACCAGAACAUGAAUGCAGAAACUUGGGUCUAUGGUUUUAGCACACAGAGCUUGUAUGGUUUGUUUACCUGUGUAUGGAUUCACAAAGAAGAAGAAAAGGCUUAGGAAUAUCAGAGAGGGUAUACAUAUUGCAAAGUUGGCCAUUGUUUUUGUAGGGAUCUUGAGUUUUGAGAUUUAACAUUAUUUAGUGUCAAAGUAGGAUGAAUUUAAUGCUAGGCAUGGCAAGGGAUUAAGUUUGUGAUAGAGAUUAGCCCAAAUACGGGAGUUGUUUCACUUCCUUUAUGGAAUGAUUAUCUGCCGUUUUCUGCUUCUUGUAACAGUUUUACCACAUCAGUAAUAAAUACAUAGUAAUUUAUUUUUUCGUUUAA